AUGCAAAUAUGUAGACUUUCCACCCAAGGCCAGCUUGAGAUCGUCGCUGAAAACGAGAAGAAGCUGUCCAAGCAACUGGAGGUCUCAACCAGUGAGAACGAGGAGCUCGCGAAAGAGCUUCAAAGCAGAGAGAAGGACAUCGAGAAGCUCUCUGAGGACCUCGAGGUCAGCCACAAAGAGAAGAAGUUCAUCCAGCAAGAGUCGGAAGAAUUCAAGCAGCAUGCUGAGAAGAAGCUUCGAGCAGCGGAGGACAAGACUGAGAAGGCAGGUCUGCCGGUGCUGGAUCACUUCCACACCUGCAAGUAUCAUGAAGUCGUGUGCCCGUCUCAUGGAAAUUUCGGGCCGUAG
This is a messenger RNA of Symbiodinium necroappetens, 348 nucleotides long. The record is from the annotation of a GenBank genome assembly. Lineage: Eukaryota; Dinophyceae; Suessiales; Symbiodiniaceae.